AUAUUAUGGCCCCCAUUUGUCUCAACAAUGAAAGCAUUAUGGGUUCUCAUUUGCAGGUUAAAGGUAGCAAUGGAGAUCCGCUUCCAUCAAUUCUGUUAGAAUCAGCUAAAAUCGAACGCUAAUCCUUAGAAAUCGGCCUAUUUUCUGCAUCAGAAAUCGAGCAGAUUCGAAAUUCAAAUCCUUUCGAUUCGAUUCGAACGGAGUCGAUCAUGCAUUUGCAAAGAAUUCUGUAAUUCUGUAUCCUCUUUUUAAGUUUCAUAAAAUCUGAUAUUUUCUACUUCACUUAAAAAAAAAUUACAGAUUCUAAUUUUAUUUUAAUGGUCAUAAACUAUGAAUUUUUGAUGAACCCAUAAACGUAAAAUGCUAAUAUUCUUGUUUUAAUCUCUUAAAAAUGCUAAUUAUUCUUGUAGACAACUUUUAGCUAGAAAGAGUUACCUGUAAUCUUCAUGGUCAAUAUUUAGUAAUCUCAUAUCUUCUAAUCUUCUAUCAUUAUUAUAUUCUUAAUUAAUUUCACCAGCACAGCCAACAAAUCUGCAAUUAAAAAAGGACCCACAAACGACUCUUUUUACCCUUUUCCCCUGAUAUUCUGUUUCUCUUCUUUGUCAUGGAUGCCUGUAAGAGGAGCACUCAAAGCAUGAAUCAGAGGUUUAUUGCAAGGAUUCAAGCCUUCUUCAAGGAGAUUCAAGCAUACCCAGUUCGCUUUUUUUCACUUCAAAGUUGCUGAUUUGGCGUUUAAACCGUCACAGGCUCAAACAGAGUUGGUCUCAUGGACACAAGAUCUGUACCAUGUCUGGUUAACAGCAUUUCUCGAUUCAUUCACCUGGUUGCCUGCCAGACUCUGAAAUUUGUGCCCGUUCAGAAGGAUUAUCAAUAUAUGGUUGGUCUAUUGAAGGUUUUAAAGCCAAUGCUUAAUGAAAUCGUUGGUUCCAAAAUACCUGCAAGUGGAAUGCUAAUUAAAGAAUGCGAGGAAUUGGAUCUGGCUGUUAAUAAGGCUAGAGAGUUCUUGGAGAAGUGGGAUCCCAAGAUGAGCAAGAUAAAUAGUGUUUUACGGAGUGAAUCAUUGGCAAGAAAAGUUCAGAGUUCUUCACUGGAAAUUUGCCACACAUUGUGUAGGUUGCAGCAGUCCUCUCCACUUAGUUCUCAUAUGACUAGUAUUCAGUGUUGUAUUCGGGAGCUUCAAAGUUUGGAGCAGGAGUACAUAUCAGACCUUGUAGAAGAGGCCAUAAAAUAUCAGAGGGAUAAUCUCAUCCCUCGUGCUGAUAUCCUGCUCAAAAUUGCUGAGUUACUUGGUUUUACAUCGAAUCGAGAGUUGCUGGCAGAAUGUGUGGCCCUGGAAAAGGAGAGAAUGAAGGCUGGAUGCAAGAAAAGCAAUGGGGAGCUAGGCCACCUAAAUCAGAUACUGAAUCUUGUUGCUCAUAUAAGGGAUUCGAUGGGUAAACUUGAACAAUUUGGGGAGAUAAAUGGUGUACCUGUUCCUUCAUACUUUCGUUGCCCACUGUCGCUGGAACUGAUGGUGGACCCCGUAAUUGUGGCCUCUGGGCAGACCUAUGAGAGGGCUUUUAUCCAGAAGUGGCUUGAUCAAGGGCUUACCAUUUGCCCCCAAACCUGUCAAACUCUCGCACACUCAAAUCUCAUACCAAAUUUCACUGUGAAGGCGCUGAUAGCAAAUUGGUGUGAGGACAAUAAUAUUAGGAUUUUCAGAACUGUUGAUUGCAACUAUAUGUCAUCCCCAUCCUCAUCUCGUAAUGUAUCUAGCUUCCAUGGUUCUUUGAGUGGCAGCAAUUCCACUCCGAGGUCAUCUAUGGAUGUUGGAAAUGGAUCUGAGAAGCAAAGGGUUGAGGUCUCUUCAAGAUAUGGUGCAGUCGAUAGCAAUGUAUGUUGCAGCAGGACAACCCUAAAAUGUGACCAACCUUCGCCAGAACAAUCUUAUGAUCAAAGCCGAAGUGAAUCAGUCUCAAGUGGCGUUUCCAGCAUCGAAUAUAUGCCCACAGCAAUGACAACUGGUCUUACUGAAGAGCCAAGGGUGUUGAGUAGGCAUGUCAGUGCUAGUGUUCUGUCAGAAGUCAAAUGCGAGGGUCUGGCUUGUUCUCCAAAUAAGGAUUCAGGUUUUUCUCCAUGGUUGUCGGGGAAACAAUUUCACACUUCCGAAACAAUGGUGGAAGUGGCUGAGGAUGGCAAAAAUAAUCAUCAAAGAAGUCUUUCUCUUCCAAUUUCAGAUUCCAGAUUUGAUGAUUUGACCACUUCUUCCCAUAUUGAGAAAUUGGUUGAUGAUCUAAAGAGUCAAUCCCAUGAAGUGCAAACUGCUGCUGCAGCAGAACUGCGGCUUCUUGCAAAGCACAAUAUGGAGAACCGUAUCAUUAUUGCCCAGUGUGGGGCUAUUGCUCCUUUGAUUUCAUUGCUCUAUUCGCCAGUGAAACUGACACAAGAGCAUGCUGUCACUGCCCUAUUGAACUUGUCAAUAAAUGAAGGUAAUAAAGCCUUGAUUGCAGAAGCAGGAGCUAUAGAACCUCUUAUCCAUGUUCUUAAGUCGGGAAAUGCGGGAGCCAAAGAAAACUCUUCUGCAACUUUAUUUAGUCUAUCUGUAUUGGAAGAAUACAAGAAAAAAAUUGGUCGAUCCAAUGCAGUAAAGGCCUUAGUUGAUCUGCUAGGCUCUGGAACACUCAGGGGGAAGAAAGAUGCUGCUACUGCUUUGUUCAAUUUAUCUAUCUUUCAUGAGAACAAGGCACGCAUAGUCCAGGCCGGGGCUGUGAAGUACCUGGUUGAGUUGAUGGAUCCUUCCACGGGGAUGGUUGACAAAGCUGUUGCUCUUCUUGCAAAUCUCUCUACGAUUCCAGAGGGACGGUCUGCUAUCACUACCGAAGGUGGCAUCCCGUUACUAGUUGAAGUUGUUGAAUCAGGAUCACACAGAGGAAAAGAAAAUGCUGCAUCCAUCUUGUUGCAGCUUUGCAUUAAUAGCCAGAAGUUCUGUGGCCUGGUUCUUCAAGAAGGUGCAGUGCCACCUCUUGUUGCGUUAUCUCAAUCUGGGACACCGAGAGCAAAAGAAAAGGCACAACAGAUACUUAGUCACUUCCGGAACCAGCGAGAAGGAGCUGUUGGAAAGGCAAAAUCAUGACUUAGGAUGUGGAAUGUUUCAGCUUUCCGUGAGUUUGGCCUUCUCAAGUGCAAUGAGUUCAUUGAUCAGCUAUGGUAUAUUGGAAAUUUCUUUGAUUCUUUCAUGAAACUUACUUAAGCGUGUGUGGAUCACAAAUAGAAGAGAAAGUAUAGGCCAUAUCUCUCUUAGCUCCAUCAAGGAAGCAAACAGCUCAACUUGUUACCAGGAGUAACUGAUUUUGUCUGUUCUACUGUAUUUGAUGCUCUGGGUCUGCUGCAGCAGAUAUGUAUAACUCCCUGUUGUCAUUUGUUGUACAAUAAUAUUAUAGAAGUUCCAUUUAAUACAUCAAGUUCUCUUAUGCAUCAUGAAAGCAAAACACCAUGUGGAAAUCACUUAUGCAAGAGAUUCAAAUUGUUUAUGGCUGUUAAGAAUGUUGGUAUUAAUGUUACCGCAGGGAGUAGUUUGCGGAUGUAGCAGUUCUAGUUUGAUGAGUUGUUGAUCCUCGGUAUGUACAUUUGCCCCUCCCAGACCCUGCAGUAGCGGGAGGCUUGUGCACUGGGUUGCUCUUUUUUUCUUUCUUUUUUUUUAAAGUACAAAUUGUAUUCUAGUAACCUCUGCUUUUAUUAUAAUAUUAUACGAGGCUUCUCUUCUUCUUC
Molecule: messenger RNA, 3747 nt
Organism: Macadamia integrifolia
Lineage: Eukaryota; Viridiplantae; Streptophyta; Magnoliopsida; Proteales; Proteaceae
Product: U-box domain-containing protein 3-like
Exons: 6
Coding region: 767-3112 (781 amino acids)
Biological process (GO): protein ubiquitination
Cellular component (GO): cytoplasm; nucleus
Molecular function (GO): protein binding; ubiquitin-protein transferase activity
Source: RefSeq, a predicted model, not a curated record